Messenger RNA from Phycodurus eques (leafy seadragon), 4958 nucleotides. RefSeq names its product junctophilin 3a (gene jph3a). Gene Ontology annotation, cellular component: junctional membrane complex; plasma membrane; endoplasmic reticulum membrane. The coding region runs from base 926 to 3463 and encodes 845 amino acids. The transcript is spliced from 6 exons. Gene Ontology annotation, biological process: regulation of synaptic plasticity. NCBI's taxonomy places the organism in Eukaryota, Metazoa, Chordata, Actinopteri, Syngnathiformes, Syngnathidae. The record is from RefSeq and is a predicted model, not a curated record.
GGUGGAACAGUCCUGUAAUGAGUAGCUACAAGAGAGACGAGCGAUAGAAAGAGAAAUAUAACGAGGCCAAAACAAUCCCGAGAAGGGCAGAUGAUUUGGUGAAAUUGAGAGAUACAGCCACAGUUCUGGUUCAGGGAGACGUUGGAAUGGAGAGGACAAUGGAGAGGAAUAUUUUUUUUCCUGCUUCUCUUGACACCCUCAGGAGAGAGCCUCCUGUGCAGAGUGGAGAAAGCGGAAUGAAACAGGAGAUAAUCACACUCCACUUCACUUUGGCCUCUGAAUCUGUGCUGUAAUGACUAGAUGACUUGGAUUGCUGUUUAAAUGUUUGUUUUCUGAGCCUUUCUAUAGCGAAAUAGCUUCAACUUUCUGCUCUCCACAUUUUUUUUUCUGAAUGACGUACCAACGUGGUCGGACCUCAGCUUCACGUCUCCAUUUCUGCCGGUGCAGGAGGAAUGUCGGGAUGCUCUAAUGGCUAAUUGAGCCGAGCUCGAUUGCUGCUCCUGUCGUUACUCUGUAGGCCUGUGGGACUGGUGGAAAAGCCUAGCCCUCGCUUGUCUGGAGCGCCUCGCUGCACGACUGAGACGACGGGCCGACGGGUGGAGAAGACGGCGUUGGACGAGGAUGAGGAGCACCGUUAGCACACUUGCCCAAGGGAAAGAGCACGUAUGACAUCUGUCUUCAUCGCUGCAGACUCAUCACCGAAGCUUAAAUUUCCUCUACAUCAUAUAUGAUGCCUGUAAGGCCUUCCUGUCAUUCCUAAGAGGAAACUGGUUUUCACAAUUGGAGGCGAGGAAGUCAGGGGCCUGUGCCUCCCUGAUACCUGAUCCAAACAAGGCCUCCUCCCUACUUGCUACUUCUGAGUAAACUAGGCCUUUGCAUUUCUUUUUCUCGACAUUCUAAGGAUUUGCCUAAACCUGUUUCAUGCAUGUCCACUGGAGGCAGGUUUGACUUUGAUGAUGGGGGGUCGUACUGUGGGGGGUGGGAGCAGGGAAAAGCCCAUGGCAGAGGGGUCUGCACGGGGCCACAGGGACAGGGUGAGUACGCAGGGGCAUGGAGUCACGGCUUUGAGGUCCUGGGCGUGUACACAUGGCCCAGUGGGAAUAGCUAUCAGGGCACCUGGGCACAGGGCAAGCGGCAUGGCAUCGGAGUGGAAAGCAAGGGCCGCUGGGAUUAUAGAGGGGAAUGGACGCAAGGGUUUAAAGGUCGCUACGGACAGUUGGAGAGCACAGCCAGUGGUGCCCGCUAUGAGGGGACAUGGAGCAACAGCCUCCAGGAUGGAUACGGAACUGAAACCUACUCUGAUGGAGGAACCUACCAGGGCCAGUGGCUGGGUGGAAUGCGUCAUGGUUACGGUGUGCGCCAGAGCGUGCCAUAUGGCAUGGCGGCCGUCAUCCUCUUCCCUCUACGAACAUCCAUAAACUCUCUCCGUUCUGAGCACAGUCAUGGCCCCCCGGCUGUGCUUGAGGAUGGCGUUGCCAAUACACCCACAGAUGGGGUGAUAGCUGGGCUAGCUGGCAGCCCUGUGGGCCGAGGAGGGUUUGCUCUAACUGCUCCAAGUGAGGCCGAGCGCCAGAGAAAGAGGAAAGGUCGUUUCCGCCAGUCCAUCCUGAGCGGCCUAAAGCUACGACGCUCAGAAUCCAAAAGUUCACUUGCCAGUCAGCUGAGCAAGCAAAGUUCCUUCUGCAGCGAGGCUGGCAUUAGUACGGUCAGCUCGGCUGCGUCCGACAUCCACUCCAAUGCUAGUGAGAAUGAACAAGGAAGUCCUGUGGAUGCAACUGUGACAGAAAUGUAUGCAGGUGAGUGGCGAAGCGACCACAGGGCUGGCUGGGGGGUGAGUCGACGCACGGAUGGCCUUCACUACACAGGUGAAUGGGCAGGGAACAAGAGGCAUGGGUACGGAUGCACUACCUUUCCUGAUGGCACCAAGGAGGAGGGAAAGUACAAGCAGAACGUGUUGGUGAGCGGCAAGCGCAAGAACCUGAUUCCACUGAGGGCCAGUAAAAUCAGAGAGAAGGUGGACCGAGCUGUUGAAGCUGCAGAAAAGGCUGCGGAAAUUGCCAAGCAGAAAGCUGAGAUUGCCAUGUCAAGAAUGAGCCACGCUCGUGGAAAGGCAGAGGCGGCUGAGGGAGUUGCGCAGAAGGCCAUGGAAGAAUGUCGACUGUCCCGGAUAGCUGCCAAAGAGCUCUCACCCUCCUUUCACAUCUACGGCAAUGGGCUCGAAUGUCAGAACACCCAGCACCAGAACGCAAAGGACAAAGACCACGAGAUCAUCUCCACCGGAACAGACAGUCCAGAGCUGUGUACUCCGGACAUGACAUCACCUGUAAUAACCCCAGAUCUCAGCCCUGUGCUGAGUGUCCCCAUCUGUCCAACCCGCAGCCCACCCAAUCAUCUCCAUCGUCCCAGAAACGCUUGCUUCAUGAGACAAAGUGCCGUGGAUGAUCAGGGCAAGUCAGAGAUCCAGGUUCUGGUUGAGUCACGUGGUGGUAUGGACCUGCUGAAAGGGGGUGCUAACGAUUGGGCGGAUGACAUGUACCCAGAUCGAGUAUGUAGCAGCCGUUCGACAACACCUUCUUUACUAGAAGAACAGGAGGGACAAAUUAAUGGCCACGAUCCAGUCCCUUUGUCCAACCACAAGCUACACAGAGCAUGGGAGCACUCUGUGUCCAACCAAAAGUCCUCCAAGCAUGUCUCUUCCAAUCACAAGUCAAGGGAGUACACAUCAUCCAAUCAUAAAACACGGGAUCAUUCUUCUAAAAACCACAAGGCCUGUGAGCAUGCCUCUUCCAACUAUAGGCAGGUGCAAAGUUUAUCCAAUCACAUGGCCUUGGAACAUAACAUGUCCAAUCACAAGACUUCUGCGCAUGCUUCCUCCAAUCACAACCCCAAUGACCAUGUUGCCUCCAGUUACAACUUUCGAGAGCAUGUCUUCUCCAAUCACCACCUAAAGCAGCACAAUCCCUCCAACCACAAGUCUAGUGAGCAUGCUGUAUUUGACCAAAGGCAAGAUGGCCUCACCGAGGGUUGGACUGCAGAAAGCACCCUUAGGUGGAGCCCCGCCCACUCACGCCUCACAGAGCAGGAUGAGGAAAGAAUGAAUGAAUACACAGUAGACAUGAGGCUUCAGUGUCAGGAAUCGCAGGUAUCUCGGGGGUUGGCUCAGGAAUCGCCGGCCCCCCAAAACAACAGACUGCGAUCCCGAGGCCUGAGGCCAGUCAGAGAGGGAUCCGUGGAUUCUGUCCAAAUGCUGGACAAUUUAAGUGUGGGCGCAGAGCUGGAGGACUGGCCGCUGCAUAGGGACCUCACCCUCUCCCCACCACUUCAGUCUCAGCCAAUCGCUCUGGAACAGGAAGGAGAGCUUCUCACCCUCAAAUCAAACUCAGGCUCCAGCUCCAUUCUGGUGGUUAUGGUCAUCUUACUCAAUAUUGGAGUAGCCAUUCUUUUUAUUCAUUUCUUUAUUUAAGCUAAAACAGAGUCCACAGCCUGAAUGACGGACACAGAGCCUUAGUGAAGAGGCCCAUCAUUACAGUUUCUGCAUGAUCGCCAUUCCUUUUAAUCUUUUAUUUUGAGCUUGCAACCAUUAAAAGAUGACUCAAUAAAAUUCACAAUAAAGUGAAGAUCGCAGCUUUACCUGAAUGUGGCAUUUUUGGACACAUAUGCAUGGGUGUCCACUGCAUAUUGUUACAUCGGCUGUCACAGGCUGAUUUGGUCCACUUUCCACCAGUCAAGGAAAAGAAAAAGAAAGCCGUUUAUCAUGUAACAUGCUAACCAAGAACAUGAAACUUCCACUACAUUCUGCACUGCACAUAAAAACAAACAUUUUGUCUUUUUCGAUCUUGGUCCAAUUUAUUAAUAUCAUACCCCUAUUCGCACUAUGCGCUACAUACAGAAUUAUGCUGCAAGAGUAGAUCCAUUUAAAGGGCUAGGCCAUUAUUUAUUGACUUAUUUAAUUUAUUCCAAACCCACUUGAAACUUUUGCAGGAGGCUGUGUGGGGUGUCAAAAUGCAUUGUCAAUCCCUUUAACAUGACUAUUCUGUCUUCAUUCGUUCGGACUCCAUCCUAGUGAUCACUUCUCGGUGCACUUGUUUGACGUCGCCACACUCCACACAACCAAAUCUUUGGAUCUAGAAGAAGAAAAAAAAAUCGUUCAUGUAUGAUUUGUGAACUUUUUUAUGUCACCGACAUAUUGCAAGACCCACAUUUAUACUCAAGCAACUUUUUUGGCAAAGAGAAUUUUUUAUGUCAGCACUCCUUGUACAUCAACACACAUUCGAUACAAUUAACUGCUGACAUACGGAGAAGAAUUCAGCAUUGUCUGUUUGUACAGCCUCCAGACUGUUAUGUUAUGACCACUAAUUAUAUUAUAAUAUGUGUAUGUGUCAUUAUUAUUCCAAUUUGACACAUUUUGUGAGCCAGAGAGAAUGCAGAGUGCCUCACAUUAAUUCAGUUUCCCUCUCAAAUUAAUUUCACUGUAAACUGCGACAAAACACAGGAUGAUUCCAGGCUAAGAGGAAACAAAUAACCUUCAACACAACUCACACACUCCCCACUUAACCAGGAAUGGCAUGCACUGUUUUGACUGUCUCUUCGUCGCCCUUUGCUCAAAAUGGGAAGGUGGGAUUUCUACAGUGUCAUUUCCUGACACUUUUUGGGCCGGUUGAGAUUUUUCCGCAUGUUUGUUCAGCCUGCUCAAUCUGGUGUCACUUUGUAAAGUCUCUCCUUCUCGUCUCUUUUAUUAAGUAACAAUAGGCUACACGAGACAUGGAGAGCAGUGUAAAAUAAAUGCUAGCUUUUAACUCUCAGUGGAUACUGAAAUGUCCUGAGUUUAUGAAUGACAUGAAAACGAACUCUCUACUAUUAUAUGUUUUAUACUUCGCACCCAGUGGCAUCAUCAUGUUGUGAAACCAUUGCAUGCCCGAGCAUGCUCUUUCUUACGCUUUGGUUUAUGAGGUUGUUAA